UGUUUUUCAUGACAGUAUGUAUUUAUAGCUAUUUAUGCAUUCGUCUUAAUCGUUAAUCAAUAUUGUUGCAACUUCCAUAGGUUCCUAAUGGUCCAGAAUACACAUUAACAUCAUUGAAUCCAGUUAGUUUAAUGCAAGAUAUAAAACCACCAGUUCCAAUGCCUGAGGUUUUACAACAGCAACAACAACAACAACAACAACAACAGCAGCAGCAGCAACAGCAACAACAACAGCAGCAACAACAGCAACACCAACAGCAGCAACAUCAACAGCAACAGGUUGUCACAACAAGUUAUCAACCAGUAAUCCCGAAAAUCGAGAAAGUGAACUCGUUGAGUAGCCCCACUCUGACUGUAUUGCAGCCUGUAAGUGUCGCGUCCACAUCCACUUACCAGAAUAUCACGGACGUCCGUGCUCAGCAGACGUUUGCUCAAUUCACUGGUAAUUAUAGUUGUGUGUAUUUGUUACUUAUGAUGAGGGGAGGGGCCAGGGUGUUUUAUUUAAUUGACGUACUUUUCCA
Anneissia japonica is the source of this 520-nucleotide messenger RNA. RefSeq lists its product as uncharacterized. The annotation marks the transcript as partial. The record is from RefSeq and is a predicted model, not a curated record. The transcript has 2 exons. Lineage: Eukaryota; Metazoa; Echinodermata; Crinoidea; Comatulida; Comatulidae.